This is a messenger RNA of Miniopterus natalensis, 1693 nucleotides long. The record is from RefSeq and is a predicted model, not a curated record. NCBI's taxonomy places the organism in Eukaryota, Metazoa, Chordata, Mammalia, Chiroptera, Miniopteridae.
AUGGGAAAGGAAGAGCACCUCGGGAGCCAACAGGGUUUCCUGGUGCCCCUGCCAGAGCUUUCUUCUAUAUUCUUUAGAGAUCACUGUUUCAGGAGCUGCAGCGGUCAUUCAUAUGUAAGAAAGAAUUGGCUUGGAUCCAUUGUCUUCCCCUUCUCUGCUCUUCUGCAACAAUCUGAGAUUAAUGGAACAUUCCAAGUAAACAUUCCACCAGUUUUGCUUGGGUAUACUUGGAGUAAGACUUACAUGACUCCUAAAGAAGAUUAUAAUGGGCAAAAUUUAAAAGAAUGUACCUUUUUAAAUAUUUUUGCUACCAUUGAACCUCAAAUAUCAUAUGUCACCUGUAAUCCAGAACCAGACAAGUUUUCAGAUCAUAUAGAUGUUUUGGAGAGAGCACACAUUUUUACAAAAAAUUGUAAGGCGCUUUUUCCCAACCGAAGAAUCAUAACAACUGUUUUUAAUGAUGACGGGAUGCAGAUCUUAGUAACAAGAUACAUCAAGGCAUUAAAUCCACCUCAGCAGCUCCUGGAUAUAUUUCUUCAUGAUUCUAAUGCAACACUUGACCUCAUAGCUCAUUUUGUAUCUUUGAUUCCUGUUAUGCCUGAUACACUGGAUGAAAAUGAUGGUUUUGAUAUAUGGAUGACAUCAGAGCACUGCAUCAGUUUGGCUAUUGGAAAUAAGGAGGAGCAUGCCAUACUUCUCUGUAAUUUCUUUUUGUAUUUCGGAAAGAAAGCUUUGGUCCUCCUGGGAACCUCAAUGUUAGAAGGGCAUGUGGCUUAUGUAUUAACUCAUGAAAAUGAUGAAUAUUUGCUUUGGAAUCCACUAACUGGACAGUGUCAUAAGCAGUUUGACCCAUUUUGUCCUUUACAAAGUGUAGACUGUUUGUUUGAUGAUAGAAAUGUCUGGUUUAAUAUUCAACAAAAUAAUACACCAAUGGCUGUAUAUUUUGACUGUUCAAAGGAAAGUUUCUGGAAACAGUUGCUUCCAAAAAAUGUUCAAGGGACACACGCACAAAGCAUACAGCCUGAAGAAAUAAUUUAUUCUGAUACUAAUAAAAGCAUGGUAGACGAUCUAAAGAACAGGAUUGAAAGGACUCUGAAAUGUAAAAUUAUGGAAUGGCGACCUAAGCAGCCAACACGUUGGAAUCGACAGUGCACUUUUAUUUUGCGACAAAUUCUUCCUAAGCUAGAACUUGGCCUUGGAAGCUUUGUUUCCUCUGAAGAAGAGAGUGAAUUUGAAAGACUACUACAAUUUUAUUGGAUUGCAGGAUUUCCCAUCCAGAUGUCAUACACUGAUGUGCAGUCAGUGGUUGACGCCGUGUAUCAAACUGGAACCCACUCCUCGGAACUUCCCCAGACAGAAUUUGCUCUCGCUGUAUACAUUCACCCAUACCCAAACAACAUAUUAUCUGUGUGGGUCUACUUGGCCUCCUUAGCUCGACAACAGUGAAAAGGAAGAAGGGAAAGGAAGAAUUGUACCAUGGGCCCCCUGACCAGAGCAACCAGAACUUUCCCCGGUACUUUGGGAUUUUGCUUCUUAACCUCAAGUCUAGCCAAGUGUGAACCCACUUUUUGGUUCACUUAUAGAGUUGGGCACCAUGGAAACUCACUCCCUGAGUUUUUGAGGAUGAGUCUAGAUGACCUCCUCACCAGACGCCUCUUCAAGGAAGACCCUUUGAGAAGUCGUGGUGGCCUUG